Mytilus trossulus (common blue mussel) is the source of this 1963-nucleotide messenger RNA. RefSeq names its product triokinase/FMN cyclase-like. Gene Ontology annotation, molecular function: ATP binding; glycerone kinase activity. Gene Ontology annotation, cellular component: cytosol. NCBI's taxonomy places the organism in Eukaryota, Metazoa, Mollusca, Bivalvia, Mytilida, Mytilidae. The transcript has 16 exons. Gene Ontology annotation, biological process: glycerol catabolic process. The record is from RefSeq and is a predicted model, not a curated record. The coding region runs from base 87 to 1856 and encodes 589 amino acids.
UAAUCUUUCCGAUGCUGAUUUGUAUAUUACUAUAUUGAUAAAAUAAGGUCCUAAAUUUUGACCCUAAGUGGGCGUCCGAAGUAAACAUGUCGACGGCUUGCAAAAAACUUGUAAAUACUGUGGAAAGAUGUGUUGAUGAGAAUUUAGAAGGACUUGUAGCGGUAAACCCAGGUCUUCGCUUGGUCGAGGGUCACAGAGUUGUGAUUCGCGCUGACAUCAACGAUGCAAUUGCCAGUGGGAAAGUUAGUCUAAUAUGUGGUGGUGGGUCCGGCCAUGAACCUGCUCACGCAGGUUUCGUUGGCAAAGGAAUGCUGAGUGGUUCUGUGGCAGGAGCUGUUUUUACAUCACCUCCUCCUCAAAGUAUACUGGCAUGUCUUAGAGCCGUCGCAAAGAAAAAUGCAGCUGGUUGUGUAAUGGUUGUGACUAAUUAUACUGGGGACAGACUCAAUUUUGGUUUGGCCCUUGAGCGUGCUAGACACGAACACAUAAACGUGGAAAUGGUCAUUGUUGGCGAGGACUGUGCUGUUACUAGCAGCGAUAAAACUGCUGGGAAGAGGGGACUUGUCGGCACUAUUCUUAUUCUAAAGAUAUGCGGUGCUUUAGCAGAAGAAGGGAGAUCAUUAGAAGAUAUUGUAAGAAUUUCAAAGGAUGCAGUGACGAAAAUGGGCACCAUUGGAUUAAGUUUAUCGUCGUGUACAAUACCAGGAGCAGGAGCAACAUUUACUUUAGGAGCUGAUGAGAUUGAGCUCGGACUUGGAAUUCAUGGGGAAGCUGGCGUGAAGAGAACAAAGUUGGUGUCGGCUAAUGAAGCUGUUAGAAUGAUGAUUGACCACAUGACAGACCCAAACAACAACUCAAGACUAGAAGUCAAAGCAGGUGACAAGGUUGCAUGUAUGAUUAACAAUCUUGGUGGUACGUCUGUGUUAGAAUUGAAUAUCAUUGCAAGGGAAGCCAUCUUGUUGUUAGAGUCGAGAGGUGUAGAGGUAGAAAGAGUUUAUUGCGGAUCUUUUACAACAUCCUUAGAGAUGGCUGGUAUUUCUAUCACUCUGUUGCAUUUAGACGAUACACUUAGGAAUUGUUUAGAUGCAGAAACAAGUGCACCAGGUUGGGUUCGUCCUUAUUUACCCUGUGGUCAACGUACCAGAACAACUCCUCAAAAGAUUGUUUCAGAAGAUUCACAACAUAUCACAACACAGCAAACUGUGAAAGACACAGUCAGUGCAGAUAUGAAGAAACUACUAUAUAAUAUGGUUAAGACGGCCGCUGAACAGCUGAUCGCAUCUGAAGAGAAAUUAAACGGUCUAGAUAAAGAAAGUGGUGAUGGUGAUUGUGGGAGCACCAUGGCACGUGGGGCACAAGAAGUUUUAUCAGAACUAAAUAGCAAAGACAAUCCAUUGCCUGUUGGUAAUCCUGCAGAACUGGCCAAGAGACUGGGGAACAUUGCUGAGGUGUCAAUGGGAGGCUCAUCUGGAGGGUUAUAUAGCUUAUUUUUCACCACUGUAGCUGGUGAACUACAAAAAGAAAUUUCUCCUUUAGCGUGGAGCAGUGCAUUAGCUGCAGGUGUUACGACCAUACGGAAGUACGGUGGUGCUGAUCCUGGGGAUAGAACAAUGUUGGAUGCAUUGUAUCCUGCAAGCGAAGAAUUAUUAUCUUGCCUUAAAGCCAACAAAUCACCUCUAGAUUCAUUUAAAUCAGCUGUCCAGAAAUGUACAGAAGGUGCCAAGAGUACAGCGACAAUGAAGGCAAGGGCAGGACGUUCUAGUUACGUUAGUCAGGACAGGUUGACAAAUCCCGACCCAGGUGCAAUGGCUGUUACAAUCUGGUUAUCGGCAGUGCUGGACAUUCUUUCCAAAUAGUUUAUAGACUUUGUAAAUUACAAUGUGAUGACAUUGUUUUUGCUACUUGAUAAGUCUUCCGUUUAGAAAUACCAAUACAUAUCUGACUUGAUUAGUUAUCCACAACA